CUCCGUGUGUGUGUUCCAGUCAACAGUGCAUUGUUGUGCGGACCUUGUAUGCAUGUGUACCAGGACAGGCAGUGUGUGGUUAAAGAGUGUGUAUCAGGACAGUGUGAGGUUAGAGAGUGUGUAUCGGGACAGUGUGAGGUUAGAGAGUGUGUAUCAGGACAGUGUGAGGUUAGAGAGUGUGUAUCAGGACAGUGUGUGGUUAGAGAGUGUGUGGUUAGAGAGUGUGUAUCAGGACAGUGUGUGGUUAGAGAGUGUGUAUCAGGACAGUGUGAGGUUAGAGAGUGUCUAUCAGGACAGUGUGGGGUUAGAGAGUGUGUAUCAGGACAGUGUGUGGUUAGAGUGUGUGUAUCAGGACAGUGUGUGGUUAGAGAGUGUGUAUCAGGACAGUGUGAGGUUAGAGAGUGUGUGGUUAGAGAGUGUGUAUCAGGACAGUGUGUGGUUAGAGAGUGUGUAUCGGGACAGUGUGAGGUUAGAGAGUGUGUAUCAGGACAGUGUGUGGUUAGAGAGUGUGUAUCAGGACAGUGUGAGGUUAGAGAGUGUGUAUCAGGACAGUGUGAGGUUAGAGAGUGUGAGGUUAGAGAGUGUGUAUCAGGACAGUGUGGGGUUAGAGUGUGUGUAUCAGGACAGUGUGAGGUUAGAGAGUGUGUAUCAGGACAGUGUGUGGUUAGAGAGUGUGUAUCAGGACAGUGUGAGGUUAGAGAGUGUGUAUCAGGACAGUGUGAGGUUAGAGAGUGUGUAUCAGGACAGUGUGGGGUUAGAGAGUGUGUAUCAGGACAGUGUGUAUCAGGACAGUGUGUGGUUAGAGAGUGUGUAUCAGGACAGUGUGUGGUUAGAGAGUGUAUAUCAGGGCAGUGUGUGGUUAGAGAGUGUGUAUCAGGACAGUGUGAGGUUAGAGAGUGUGUAUCAGGACAGUGUGGGGUUAGAGAGUGUGUAUCAGGACAGUGUGAGGUUAGAGAGUGUGUAUCGGGACAGUGUGGGGUUAGAGAGUGUGUAUCGGGACAGUGUGAGGUUAGAGAGUGUGUAUCAGGACAGUGUGAGGUUAGAGAGUGUGUAUCAGGACAGUGUGUGGUUAGAGAGUGUGUAUCAGGACAGUGUGAGGUUAGAGAGUGUGUAUCAGGACAGUGUGGGGUUAGAGAGUGUGUAUCAGGACAGUGUGGGGUUAGAGAGUGUGUAUCAGGACAGUGUGGGGUUAGAGAGUGUGUAUCAGGACAGUGUGUGGUUAGAGAGUGUAUAUCAGGACAGUGUGAGGUUAGAGAGUGUGUAUCAGGACAGUGUGUGGUUAGAGAGUGUGUAUCAGGACAGUGUGGGGUUAGAGAGUGUGUAUCAGGACAGUGUGAGGUUAGAGAGUGUGUAUCAGGACAGGCAGUGUGGUUAGAGAGUGUGUAUCAGGACAGUGUGAGGUUAGAGAGUGUGUAUCAGGACAGGCAGUGUGGUUAGAGUGUGUGUAUCAGGACAGUGUGUGGUUAGAGAGUGUGUAUCAGGACAGUGUGAGGUUAGAGAGUGUGUAUCAGGACAGUGUGAGGUUAGAGAGUGUGUAUCAGGACAGUGUGAGGUUAGAGAGUGUGUAUCAGGACAGUGUGUGGUUAGAGAGUGUGUAUCAGGACAGUGUGAGGUUAGAGAGUGUGUAUCAGGACAGGCAGUGUGUGGUUAGAGUGUGUGUAUCAGGACAGUGUGAGGUUAGAGAGUGUGUAUCAGGACAGUGUGUGGUUAGAGAGUGUGUAUCAGGACAGUGUGAGGUUAGAGAGUGUGUAUCAGGACAGGCAGUGUGUGGUUAGAGUGUGUGUAUCAGGACAGGCAGUGUGUGGUUAGAGUGUGUGUAUCAGGACAGUGUGUGGUUAGAGAGUGUGUAUCAGGACAGUGUGAGGUUAGAGAGUGUGUAUCGGGACAGUGUGAGGUUAGAGAGUGUGUGGUUAGAGAGUGUGUAUCAGGACAGGCAGUGUGAGGUUAGAGAGUGUGUGGUUAGAGAGUGUGUAUCAGGACAGGCAGUGUGAGGUUAGAGUGUGUAUCAGGACAGUGUGAGGUUAGAGAGUGUGUAUCAGGACAGUGUGAGGUUAGAGAGUGUGUGGUUAGAGAGUGUG
Salvelinus fontinalis (brook trout) is the source of this 2078-nucleotide messenger RNA. RefSeq names its product tenascin-X-like. Bases 53 to 1375 code for a protein of 440 amino acids. The record is from RefSeq and is a predicted model, not a curated record. NCBI's taxonomy places the organism in Eukaryota, Metazoa, Chordata, Actinopteri, Salmoniformes, Salmonidae. The transcript has 2 exons.